UUGAUUUAUGGGUAUUUAAGAGUCACAUAUAUUCAUUUUAAUUUUGUAUCUCCUCAGUCAAUACGUACAGAGCAAGUAAAAAAAAUAAAAAAGAUAUAUGUCUAGGGUUCCGAACGAGGCUGGAGAUGCGACGACGGAGUUGGUUUCUCCGCCGCUGAAGAAGCCGAAGAUAGAUACGGAGGCGAAGGCGGAUGCAGAGGUCAAAACAGAAAUACGAAUUCUCCUCCAAGGAGAAUGGAACGAUCCUGAAUUCAUCAGACAGCGAGAUCUGUAUUGGGAGCAAUUUGAAAAGAGCGAGGGUUACGAUAUUGAUUGGGAUAAUUUGGACUACAACUUCCCAGCCGUCAAAUUCGAAUGGGCAUCAGAUCUCUCACGUAAACGUACCAAUCAGGAGUUGCUCGAUCUGUGUAUUAAGACGGCCAUCGACGAAGAAAACGAAGAAUAUGGAACAAAUCUCGAGUUGGUCAAGUAUGUGAGUGCAAAUAUACUGGGAGUUCAAGGAUUCUUUUUUUGCAUAACAUUCUGGGCACAAGAUGUUUCAUCACCGAAUCCUGAGCCAAAACUUUACCAAGCAAAGGUGAGGAAGUUUAUGGAUGACAUCAUUGUCCAUGACUUCAGGCUAAGGCCAACUCAAGAACAAUGGGGUUGAGCAGGUUUACCUACUUUUCAUAUGAUUUUAUUUUGAUUUUGCUUCUUGAGUUGUAUAAUUACGGCCAUGACUUGUCAGUUGUGUCUCUCAUUAUUGUGAUAACGACUCCAACUCCGGUGUGCUACAAGACGCUUUGUCAUCUUUGAACAGUUUACUUGCCAAGCAGCUUAAUGUGCCCUUAUUUUCUAGUGAA
Molecule: messenger RNA, 842 nt
Organism: Camelina sativa (false flax)
Lineage: Eukaryota; Viridiplantae; Streptophyta; Magnoliopsida; Brassicales; Brassicaceae
Source: RefSeq, a predicted model, not a curated record